UCCACCCACUUUCACUCUUCUUCUUUCUUUUCUUCUUCUUAUCGUACUCUUCCCCCUUUUUCUCAUCUAAUAUUCUCCAAAACCUCUGCGUAAACAUUGGAGGGUGGCAUAACAACCUUAAAGGUGAAUGAGAUUAAUGUAGAUGAAACAAUACAAGAGGAGCAAAAUACUGAGGUUGAAGUGAAGGAUGAGAUCAAAAAAAGGGUGGAAGCUAUAAGAUCGUUGUUGGAUUCAAUGGAAGAUGGAGAAAUAUCAGUGUCUGCCUAUGACACAGCAUGGGUUGCUCUUGUUGAAGAUGUUAAAGGAAGUGGUUCUCCUCAAUUUCCAAAAAGCCUUGAAUGGAUUUCAAACAACCAACUCCCUGAUGGUUCUUGGGGUGACAGUCAAGUAUUCUCAGCCCAUGAUCGAAUCCUCAACACCUUAGCUUGUGUGGUUGCAUUAAAAACAUGGAAUAUGCAUCCUGAACAAUGUGACAAAGGAAUGAAAUUCUUCAAAGAGAACCUUGAGAAGCUUCAGGAUGAGAAUGAUGAACACAUGCCAAUUGGGUUUGAAGUAGCUUUCCCUUCACUUAUGGACAUAGCGCGUAAGCUGAACAUUGAAGUGCCUGAGGAUUCACCUAUAUUAAAAGAAAUUUAUGCCAAGAGAAACUUAAAACUAACCAGAAUACCAAGAGAAGUGAUGCAUAAAGUGCCCACAACUCUUUUACAUAGCUUGGAAGGGAUGUCAGGCUUGAAUUGGAAACAGCUUCUAAAACUUCAAUCUCAAGAUGGCUCAUUCUUGUUCUCUCCAUCUUCCACUGCCUUUGCUCUCAUGCAAACCAAAGAUCACAAUUGCCUCUCUUAUUUGAAUAAAGCCAUUAAUAAGUUCAACGGUGGAGUUCCAAAUGUGUAUCCAGUGGAUUUGUUUGAACAUCUUUGGACGGUAGAUCGACUGCAGCGCCUCGGGAUAUCGCGAUAUUUUGGCCAACAUAUCAAAGACUGUUUGAGCUAUGUUUUCAAUUAUUGGACUGAGAAAGGUAUUUGUUGGGCAAAAAAUUCGAGUGUUCAAGAUAUUGAUGACACAGCAAUGGGUUUCAGAUUACUAAGACUACAUGGGUAUAAAAUGUCAGCCAAUGUGUUUAAGAACUUCCAAAGAAACGGUGAAUUUUUCUGCUUUGCUGGGCAAUCAACACAAGGGUUGACUGGAAUGUUCAAUCUAUAUAGAGCAACACAGUUGAUGUUCCCUGGAGAAGAGAUUCUUGAGAGUGCAAAGAGUUUCUCCGAAAAGUUUUUGAGGGAAAAACGAGAGUCAAAUCAGCUAGUUGAUAAAUGGAUCAUAAUGAAGAAUUUGCCAGAAGAGGUGGCAUAUGCUUUGGACAUCCCAUGGUAUGCAAGCUUGAAUAGAGUGGAGACAAAAUUCUACAUUGAUCAAUAUGGUGGUGAGAGUGACAUUUGGAUUGGCAAAACUCUUUACAGGAUGCCAAUUGUGAACAACAACCACUAUUUGGAGCUAGCUAAAUUAGAUUACAACAACUGCCAAGCUGUCCAUCUAACAGAAUGGGAAAAAAUUCAGAAGUGGUACUCAAAUUUGAAAUUAGCAGAAUUUGGACUGAGCAAAAACUCUCUGCUAUUGGCAUACUUUUUGGCGGCAGCCAGCAUUUAUGAACCUGAAAGGUCCCACGAGAGGCUUGCAUGGGCCAAGACCACCGCAUUGCUUGAAACAAUAGCAUCCUAUGUUACGGACGACGAUGCUGAUUCAAGAAAAGAUUUCGUCACAAAAUUCACUCAAUGCUUUGACAAAUGUGACAAUUCUGUUGGAUGGAGGUUGAAGAAGAAUAGAACAGGACAAGAACUUGCUCAGACUUUAGUUGCGGAUAUAGAUCAAAUUUCUUGGGAUAUAUUCGUAUCUCAUGGUCAUGAAAUUGGAUAUGACAUGCUUCAUGCAUGGAAAAAAUGGCUUUCAAGUUGGCAAAUAGAAGGGAACAAUUGCGAAGGAAAAGCAGGGCUAUUGGUGCAUAUAAUAAACCUAAGCGGUGGACAUUGGAUCUCAGAGGAAGAGCUAAGCUUCAAUCCACAGUAUCAGCAUUUGCUCCAAUUAACCAACUCAGUGUGUCACAAGCUCUAUUCUUUCCAAAAGGACAAG
Messenger RNA from Arachis ipaensis, 2121 nucleotides. Lineage: Eukaryota; Viridiplantae; Streptophyta; Magnoliopsida; Fabales; Fabaceae. The record is from RefSeq and is a predicted model, not a curated record.